GAAAACAGUCGGAAUAACAGUAACAACGACACGCGAAACAGCUGGAAAGCCUUCCUCCGCGCCUCCACGUGUUCCCUUUUCUUGAAAUGUGGCACUACCGGUCUUAUUCGGGGAUUGAACGCCAAUAAUAGUACACAGGAGAAGAUUCCACAGAAAUCGCGUAGCGAAAAUUGCGCCUCAGAUAAAAUGAGUGCUCAAAAACCUAUAAAAAAAAGGUCUAAAACAAGUUCCAAGCGGUUUCAAUACCAGUGGUUUGAUGACAACCCUUCAUGGAGAAGAUGGGUAACAGUUAUUCCUGAUGAUCCUUCUAAAUUUUUCUGUCGGGCCUGUAAAAGUGUAUUAACUUGUGGUCUCUCAGAAAUGAAACGACACGAAUUAAGAGAAAAUCAUAUAAAAAAUAUGAAAUGCUUAAAUGAUGGGAUCAGAACUACACAAGUGAUAAGUAAAAUAUCGUCUGCCGAUACAAAUAACUUAAAUGAAUUGGAAGUGACUCGAUCUUUGUUAAGUGCAGAAGAUUUUAAUUUUAACGAUCGUGUCAAGGUAGCAGAAAUAAAAUUAGCGACAUUUUUCAUGGAAAAAAAUAUAUCAUUUGGAAUUGCAUCCGAUUUAAUUUUGCUCUUGAAAGAUAUUGGAAAAGAAUUCGGCGCCUUACAAUCGUUGUCUUUAGGGAGAAGGAAAUUAACCCAAAUUAUUAAUAAUGUUUUGUGUCGUAAAGAAACUGAUCGGAUUUCCGCGGCUUUGAGAAAACAUAGAUUUUCAAUAUAUAAAGAUGAAAUAGAUCUUAUGAGUCAUAAAUUGUUUCCAAUAAUGGUCCGUUAUGUAGAACCAGAAACGUUAAUCACUAAAUGUGAUCUACUACAAAUGAUUUAUUUGGGUACUGAUUGUUCGCCUAAUAAAAUAUUCGAAUCUUUAAAAAGUGAGUUGUCGAAAAAAGAUAUUUCACAUCAGUCGAUCGUUGGUCUUGCUUGCGAUAAUGCUUUAGUAAGUAGAACUUCUUCCCUUAAAACAAAAUUAAGUGAAACAAAUCCAAAUCUUAUUACGCUUUCAUGUGUGUGUCAUACUUCAAUGUUGGCAGUAGAAGAGGCUUGUCACGUGAUUCCCAAAUGUUGUGAGCAUUUUGUCAAAGGUAUUUUUACACUUAUUAAGAAUUCCAAAAAAAAAUUAAUACAUCGAAAACUCAGCAUGUUCGUCGAAAAUUCUUCGAUGAUUUCGAAACAUGUAGAAACAUUUUGGUUAUUAAAUUUUAAAUACAUUCAGAAAAUUUUGGAAAUGUGGCAAAUCUUAAGUGACUUUCUAAUGGAACAAUCGAGUAAAAAUAGUCAUUCUGCAAGUGACUUGUACAAGAUUUUUCAAGAUCCUGCGACAAAAGCUUAUUUUUUCUUUUUGAAAUUUACUCUGGACGUUUUUAACAAAUUUAAUAGUAAGUUUCAAGCACGGAACUCUCUGAUUCAUGAGUUACAGCCUUCAUCUAUGGAAUUGUUGCUUUGGUUCCUCCAAAAAUUUAUCAUCCCUCUCUUAAUAGUUCCGAAAAUAUUCGAUGAUACUAUAGAAAAUUUGGAGUUCUCUAAUCACGUAAAUCAUCUCCCUUUGGAAGAAAUUCAUUUUGGUUUCGAAUGCAACACAUAUUUAAAAGAACUAUUAGAUAAGGGAAUUUGCUGUAAAACGGACAUUGAUCUUAUCCGAAAAAACUGUUUAAAAUUCUACGUUAAAGUAAGCGAACAAAUUCGUAAACGUCUACCAGUUAAUGACACAUUUUUGCACAAUGUUGCUGUCUUUUCAAGCAAAUCGGCAUUGUUUGAUUGUGAUCGAGUUUCCACAUUUAAUAAAGUUGUUUAUGUUAAUCGUAGAUUAGGUGGAUUGGCUGAUGAAAAAUUAAUUCAAAAUGAAUGGGAGUCUUUAUAUGAAAUCAAUUCAGACAAGAGGGAAGAGUGGUCAAAGUUGUCAUUUGAUGAUAUGUGGAUACAAAUAAGUUUAUUUUCCACAGAUGAAGGAGUACCUCAUUUUCCAAAUUUACGGUUACUUUUGACAGUAGUGAGAGCUCUUCCUCACUCAAACGUUGAGGUAAAACACAUAGCUUCUCUCAUGCCAAACGCGAAAAUGAAGAAAAAGACUAAUAUAUCAAUUGAAACAAUAAAUUCCAAUUACGUUGUACGGUAUGCUUUAAAGGACAGCGAUAAGACUGCUUGCACUAUGGCAGUAACACGAGAACAUUUAGACUUAAUGACUUCGAAAAACAUUUAUGAAUACGCAAAGUUCGACCAGAAAAUCGAUCUUCCAUUGCCUGUGCAAGAUGCAUAACAGUGAUUUACCCAAAUGAAUCAAGUGUAAUUGAGCAUUUAAAGCCCGAUCUACAUGUACUCUUUGCAUCUAAAAACCUUCUAUUUUGUGACCAAUAAAGACAGUCUCCAAAUUUAUUUCACGCAAGAGCUUUUUACGAUAUCCACUUUAUGUUUUCAUAUUUAUUUAAUGUUAAAGAUUUCAGAAACAGUUCAACUGAAGGAUUAAAAGAAUUGUCUUCACAUGGUAGAAUCUUUUCAGAGAGAGAGAUUUGUUUUAUAUGUGGAAAUGUGAAAGAUUGAAAUGAUUUUGAUACCUUUCUAAUACCCUAGUUUUCUAAAACAAAAAGCUAAAUUAAACUACAACACAAACAAUAGAAGCGGCUUACAGUCAUGCUGAAUCCUAGUACUUACAAUUUAUAAAUUGGUGGGGGGAAGAAGGCAAAUGCGAGCCAAACGCAGGUAUUCGUGCGAAAAUGUUCCAUACGGAACUUUUUAUUGAAUUUGUCAUCUGGCAUGUUCACGUGAGUCUCCAAAUGGCGCCUGAUUCUUAAAAUCUAUAUGUUGUGCACUGAAGUCGAAAUUGUGAAAUCUAAUUAAGGAGUAUAUCUGUAAAAAUCUCUGUAAAAAAACUCUGUACCGCUGUAUCUCUAUAAGCUAUGUAACUCGCCAUGUUGUAGUUUUUACAUUUAAAUAAUUAUCCAGUGCUAAAAUAUACCGAAAAACUCCUAUUAUAAUUUAAUACACGAAAGAAAACAUUUAUUUCAAUUCAGCAGCCGUGAAACAUCUUGUUUUCCUCUUUGAUCAGGCUCGAUUCUAUUUGACGUAUGUAAUAAGUUACGUAUUGAUUACCUAAUCGAAAGGGGAGUUGUCGGAAUAUUUUGCAAGUCCGUUCUACCGAUUACAAAUUCCAUUUUAUUAAAAAGUACUCUUAUUUUACUGUACAUCGCACAAAUUGUCAUGACGAAUGUGAUAUUUGUAAGUGACCGCGUAUCCUUAAGAGACAUCGUAUCGCAGCCGAAGUGGAAGAGUCCACCGAACCGGGAAAUAUGAAUUAUAUGUUCAGCUAACGAAUAUAAGUAAGACUCUAGCGUGAUCUUCCUGCCAAGUCUGACACGAGUAUAGCUUUGAAAUAAUUUAAUAUUUUAUUGGCCUGUUAUUGUUUUUCAUUUGUCUUUAAUAUUUUAUAUUCGAAGGAUGAUAAAUAUGUAAAGCUCGCGCAAACAUUUCUCUUGUAAUGACUAAGGCAUAUUACAAUGUGCUAGAAUCGGAAUGGCCUAAUGCUCGUCAUUAUAUAAUCCCGUGCCUUGUCUCUAAGAAAAAAAAUGUGUAUCGCAUAAGAAGCGAAGAACACGUGUGUGUCCGCUACGUUAUAGGAGUCUCGAGAGGCUAAAUGUGUGAAAUUCGAAAGAUGGGCAGAAGUAAUCGAGAAUUUUGUUAACUGUGCAGUAGAAUGUCCAGCUAGCACCAAAGCUGCAACAACACGGACAUAAAAGCACGUCUGUUUCUCAAGACACGACGAAAGCCUUGCACGUAUUUUCUACGCACCAGCUGGCGCAUUUCACUAUUGUUACGAGUCGUACAACGUCGUUUAAUAAACUCACAAAUUUAUACAAUCCAGAACAAAUAAAAAAAUGAACGUAUCAGUUAAACGAAACAAAUCGACUUACCUAUAGGCAGAAAUGGAAUUGGAAAAAGAAUGACCCGAGCUUUUAACAUGAAGCCAAGACAACACGGUGGGAAAACGUCUCAGGACGAAUCUUUAGAAGCCCGCCUGGGGCUGCUACGAGUGACUUUAAUCCUUAAGCUACGGCUGAACUGAAUGCAAAGCUACGCCGCUGUACAGUUCUACCACGAAGAGUAAGUUAAUUUAUUAAUGCCGCAAUCGGUGUCAUUU
Vollenhovia emeryi is the source of this 4173-nucleotide messenger RNA. RefSeq lists its product as uncharacterized. Lineage: Eukaryota; Metazoa; Arthropoda; Insecta; Hymenoptera; Formicidae. The transcript has 4 exons. The coding region runs from base 187 to 2298 and encodes 703 amino acids. The record is from RefSeq and is a predicted model, not a curated record.